This is a messenger RNA of Fopius arisanus, 3302 nucleotides long. It is a transcript of the gene tamo, whose product is annotated as PUB and ZnF_RBZ domain-containing protein tamozhennic. Gene Ontology annotation, cellular component: cytoplasm. The transcript is spliced from 4 exons. Bases 351 to 2015 code for a protein of 554 amino acids. NCBI's taxonomy places the organism in Eukaryota, Metazoa, Arthropoda, Insecta, Hymenoptera, Braconidae. The record is from RefSeq and is a predicted model, not a curated record.
UCGGGUGUUUUUGAGUGACAAACAGUCCAAACGGUGGACGAAUUCCCCCACCUCGAAUUGUUGAGAAUAAACGAAUGAAAAUCAAACCUAACCUAGAUUAAACAUCAUCUCGUUUGGAAAUAUAUAUUCCCCUCGUCGAUCAUCAAUUGGUGAGGGAAAUUUGUUUACAAUAUCAACCCCUCAGCGAAAUCAACGAGAUGGAUGAUAAACGACUGGUGGACGAUAAAGUCAUGCUGCGACAUUAAUUAUUGAGUCAGUGGAAAUCGAAUUUAUUUAUAGAAUGAGACGAACUGCUGCAGGAGAACGAGAUUUUCGGUGUGAGGUAUCCGGGAGGGAUUUAUCAUCAAGCAAUGGCACUAGACAGCAUUGGCAGAGGAAUGGACAGACUUCAGGAGAUCAGUAUGAAAAUCCAUAAGAGUCAUUUGACUUAUCUGCAGACUGACGACAGCCCCUCGAAGAUUCAGAAGCGACUCAAGCUGGAAGGAUUCAUCAAAGAGUACCUCUGCCUGGUGCCCAAUGAGAAUAAAUACGUAUUCCAAGAGACAGCCCACAUCCUCCACCGAUCAGCCUCGACUCUGAAUGAUUUCAGUGGCUACAGAGCCUGCGAGGCAUGGAGUGCAAUAUCAAUGUACGCCUCGAAUCUCUUGGCUCAGCCCUGGCGAAUGGAAUAUCGAAUGCUGCGAACCUAUUCUGGAUACUACAAGCAUGAGAUUGAAGCGAAUUUAAUUGGCGCUGAAUUAAUGUUCGAGCUGAUGGGCUAUAAGCAUACAGGCUUGGGUACACUGACCCUGGAGGGGCCCAUAGACCCAGACAGGGUAUCCUCAGUGAGUCGAGAUGCAAUCGUAGCAUUCGUCGAGUGCCAGAUUCUCAAGCAAAUCUGGGAGGCAAUCUCCAAGAACUUCAAGAUCUCGUGGCUGGAGAUCCUUGAGUUUCGUGAGAAUCAGGUAGGAACACCUGAGACUGCAAUCAGAGCACUGAGUCAUCGUUUCUACGAGAGAUUACAUCAGAAUCGAUCGAAAGCCGAAGCCUAUAGAAAUUAUCAUCAGACUAUUAUCGAUCAGGUGCCUCCAACUACUCUACCUUAUCACAUUAUUCCCAGUAAUUUUAAUGGCAUCAAGUCUGAUUACUGCUAUCCUGAAGAGAAUUACGCAUACUUUCAGUCGUACUGCGUCCCUCAGGCUCCCAGCAGAUUUUACGGAGCCCUUCCUGAACCGUACUGCAAUCCCAUUUAUGCUGCACGUGUUCCCACCGACAGAUUGAUUGAGAUUGAUCUACCAGUUCCAGUCUCCAAUACCGAUAAAUCGAGUCAUCGUAAGUCGUAUCGAGAGGAUCAAAUUGAUCACUCGAUAGCCAGGCGAAAUCCUGAAGACGAUUACUCGAGGAUCGAGCGAAGGCCAAUGAAGACCUCGACGAGUCUCGAUUCAGCACCCAACGAGUCCUGGGACUAUGUCUUCAGAUCUCUGGAUAAUGUGGGAUACUCCAAGGACAUCGGGGAUAGAGAGGAUAUUCUGAAAAAGCGAGAGAAGAUAAAGAAAGAUAAACACUCGAGUCUCGAGACCGAGGACAAAUCCCUGAGGGACAAGAAGAGGUUCUCCAAGGGAUUCAGUGAGGACAGCUGUUUCAGGAAAAAGGGAAGUGUUGAAUUGCUGGAUAUCAGGGAUAAUCUGGGACUCGGUGAGGAGAGGAGUAGCAUUCAGGAGAAGGUGAGGAAAUUCAGUCAGGGACAACCCAAAAAUUAUCAGAGGGUUGUCGAGUCUGUGAAAAAUCUCACUAUUGGCAAGGAGGAGAGAAAGGGUAAGGAGAAUAAAUGGGACUGCUCUACCUGCACUUUUUUGAAUCCUGGGGACAGGGAUAUCUGUGAGAUGUGCAAUAAGAGUAGAAAAAAGGGAAAUGAGGACAAACCACUGGCCAGUGGGGGAAAGGAGUGCCCUAUAUGCACUCUUGUCAAUGAAAAGGAUGCGGACAAGUGUGAGGCGUGUCGCACAAGCCUCAAGGAUUCACCAACUUAUAUUUAGUUGAGGGCAACUCUGGAGUGAGGAGAUUAUAGUAUUUUUCGGGGAUGGGGACGUUAUUCGAGAGAAUUCUCUUGAUUAUUCGUGGCCUAGGAGUAACUGUGUUCGAUAUUAAUAUCAAUUUCAAGGGAAAACACAGUAUUUUGAAGUUUUAUGGGGACGUGGUCACCACUGAAUACUUAAUCAUCGAAUAAAUUCGUGUUUUCGUGAGUUUUUUAAAUUCGAAUUGAGAUAUUUAGUGUCACCACUCUGCCACUUAAAUCACUUGGUAUUAUUGAUUGCCUAAUUGUUUAAUAUUUAGCAAAUUUAGACAAUCUUAAAAAUCUAUUUCAUCUAUACGCGAUUGUUCAAUGGCUAUCAGAGAAAAUUCAUUAUUAAAGGUGUUAUGAAUGAAAAUUCCGAAUUGGAUGGUGGGGUAAUUAUAUUGUUGAUGAGGCACUCCAGUGAAUCAAGUCAUUUGUAAUUUGUCUAAUGACAUUUUUCCCUGUUGGCGGGGAAUUCUGGAAGAAUUUCUGCUGGGGCUGGGGAUAAUCUUGGAGCUUAUAAGUUAUGAUAUACGUCUGUUGGAUAUAAACGUAAAUAUUACUGAAAUUGACCACAGGAAUUAGUGCCCUCACAUUCCUCGUUUCUUCUUCAUUAAAUGUUUCUUUUCUUAUUUAUGAUUUCUCCUGUGCAAUAUUACUUUAAUAUUUAAUGUGUUGAUUUAGAAAAACACGGGAAUAGUAUUAGAUCGCUACUUUUUCCAUUAACCCGUCGUAAAUAGAACUCUAGUUGUUCGAUUUUUGUUUGAUACAAAAUGGUUUUUGUUUUAUUGAAUACAAUUAGAAAAAGAGUCUCCCAUAGUCGAUAAGGGAGUAGUUGAGUGGCACAAAUGUAAUAUUGAAUUUAUCUUUUAACGAUGUGCGACUCAUUGAGAAAUAAUAUUUAUUCACGAUUUUUUAGCGCUCGAGUUGAAUGAACGGAAACAUAAGGUCGGGGGAUGGAGUUUUAUUAUUUAAUUCAUUUACUUCGGGCGCUGAAUUUAGGAAAUGAUAAUUCGCACCUUGAAAUGUCUAGGUAAAUGACGAGAAUAUUGGAUUAAUGCGUACUAUGAUAUUUACAUUAGUUGAGGCUUCAUUGAGCUAUAAAAGAAUAUUUAAAUCAAUCGUUUCGAAGAUUAUAACACAUAAACGAACUAAGAAUGUUGAUAUUUUUCCAAUUUACGUGUAGACUCCAUUUGUGUAAGAAUAUAUUAGGAAGAAAUGUAAGAGGCUGUUGUAAAGAGAAUUAAUAAAUUUGUAUGAAGACGAA